Marasmius oreades (fairy-ring Marasmius) is the source of this 726-nucleotide messenger RNA. RefSeq lists its product as uncharacterized. NCBI's taxonomy places the organism in Eukaryota, Fungi, Basidiomycota, Agaricomycetes, Agaricales, Marasmiaceae. The record is from RefSeq and is a predicted model, not a curated record. The coding region runs from base 213 to 575 and encodes 120 amino acids. The transcript has 3 exons.
CUUUUCUACUCUUGAAUCUGGUCCUUCGCCAAACCAUUCUCCAUUACCACCGUAUUCCGUCGGCAUCUAUAACUCCAUCUCUAACUGUAGGCACAUCCGGAUAUUCGAAUGCCGGCGGUAUCGCUGGAGGAGUUGUCGGGGGCGUGCUUCGCCUGGGUGGUAUUUCUAUCGUCUUCCUUUGCUUAAAAUGAAGGAGUAAGAGACGUGCAAAUAUGCUUGAACCUACACCCUUUCUUGCCGCAGUUAUGCCACCUUCUGAUGUCGACAUACCACAGAUAGUUAGAGAAAAAGAACAACUUAAACUUCAGUUGGAGGCGUAUCUGGCACAAGCAUCCCAUCGUUCAAGCUCUAGAACUACCGUUCAUGAUGGUACCAAUGAAGGAAAUCCAGACGAUGACGCUGUCCAGGCCCUUCGUUACCAGAUGGAAGCUCUAACACGGAGAACGGCGACUUUGGAGGAAGGAAUGGCACCGCCAGAUUACAAGUGCAUAAGAAAGACUAGCUUCCGUGGGCCUAUACGUACAUUAACUUUAGAUUCCGGAAAGGCCACAUCCUGCAUGCGCCGGCGCACAUAGCGUAGGCACGCCCGUACCGUGCAUCGGGUCCUUCAGUAUUCUCCGGGGUAAAAGAAGGAUUUAAAUCCCCAAUAAUAAUAAAUCCAUGUCAAACUUGAAAAACUUUGCAAUUCAAUACUAUGAUACCCGAACAUUCCUCCACUCAGGCUAU